This is a messenger RNA of Nilaparvata lugens (brown planthopper), 552 nucleotides long. Its product is annotated as carnitine O-acetyltransferase-like. Gene Ontology annotation, cellular component: peroxisome. Gene Ontology annotation, molecular function: carnitine O-acetyltransferase activity. The record is from RefSeq and is a predicted model, not a curated record. NCBI's taxonomy places the organism in Eukaryota, Metazoa, Arthropoda, Insecta, Hemiptera, Delphacidae. Gene Ontology annotation, biological process: carnitine metabolic process, CoA-linked. The annotation marks the transcript as partial. The transcript has 4 exons.
ACGAAGAGAACUGGCGCUCACUGGACACAAUGCCGACUCGUUGUUUGUGUUGUGUUUUGACAGUCAACUGCCCCCCGCACCAGUACAGUUCCACGACAUGAAACUGGCCGCCAGUCUGUGCAUGCAUGGUGGGGGAACAGGUACAACGGGGGGCAACGCUGGUACGACAAACCCAUUCAGGUACCCACCCGUACAGUUUAUAAUUGGUGAUGAGGGGCACGUUGGUCUAACCUAUGAACACAGUCCGGCAGAAGGAGUGGCCAUAGCUCGUAUGAUGGAUCACAUAGUCGAUUACAUAUCAGCCAAUGAAAAAGAUAGUGGAGCCGGCGGGGAUUGUUCAGAAUCUGAUUGUCAAAUACAAGAAUUGGAGUUCUGCUUAUCGAAAGAAGUCGAGCAACGUAUCAAAAAAGCUGCUUCCAAUCUUGACGAAUUAGUGGGAGAUAUUGAAACGGCCUGUUUCAAGUUUGAUGCUUUCGGCAAGGACUUCAUCAAAACUUUAAAGUUGAGUCCUGACAGUUUUCUGCAGAUGGCUAUGCAGUACGCUUUCUAUAG